AUGGAGAAAGCCUUUAUCUUUGUAGAAGCGGAUAAUAGAGAUGCCUUUGAAGCCAUUUUUGCUGAACUCAUUUAUAGAAUUGUGCUCUUCCCAAACAUUGAUGACUUUGUGGAUGUUAAUGUUGUACGAAUCUUCUUAACUGGUAACCCAAUACCCACAUUACUUGGAGAUACCUACCAUUCUAUCCAUCACAAGACUAAGAAAGGUGGUGAACCAUUCUUUGUUGUUCACCUCUCCUAUAUAAGUGGUUUAUUUCUCACUUACCCAGAUCCAGGCUCUUCAGGGAGAAUCCACAGAAGCUCAGAUGGUCUCAGAGGUUCAUGUCCAUUGAUAAAGGGAAUAUACAUUGGUUUCUUUUACCUUAACAAAGAAGAGAGUUCUGGUUUGAAGGAUAGAAUCAUACAUGCUUGGCACAACAUUCACAGGAAAGGAAAAAACAGAUUAGGAAGAAAGAAUUGUGUUGCUUUUGAGCCCUACACCCAAUGGGUUUGUGCUAGAGCCAGUGAACUUAAGAUGCCCUAUGCUCUUGAGAAGCCCUCAUUCCCUUAUGCUAUAACAUCAUCAUCCACCAUUCCUAUUGAGAAUAGGGAAGAGUUUCAAGAAAUUUUGGCUAGGUUGAAAUUGGAAAGAGACACUUGGGAAUGCAAGUAUCAUGUCUUGAAUGAUAAGAAGAUGAAGAUGGAGCAGCACCUAAAGGAGAAGGAUGAUUUGACUGAGAUUUUGGACUAG
Lathyrus oleraceus (garden pea) is the source of this 729-nucleotide messenger RNA. RefSeq lists its product as uncharacterized. The coding region runs from base 1 to 729 and encodes 242 amino acids. The transcript is spliced from 2 exons. The record is from RefSeq and is a predicted model, not a curated record. NCBI's taxonomy places the organism in Eukaryota, Viridiplantae, Streptophyta, Magnoliopsida, Fabales, Fabaceae.